Messenger RNA from Populus trichocarpa (black cottonwood), 2366 nucleotides. RefSeq names its product zinc finger CCCH domain-containing protein 18. The transcript has 8 exons. The record is from RefSeq and is a predicted model, not a curated record. Lineage: Eukaryota; Viridiplantae; Streptophyta; Magnoliopsida; Malpighiales; Salicaceae. The coding region runs from base 256 to 2004 and encodes 582 amino acids. Gene Ontology annotation, molecular function: RNA binding; metal ion binding.
GAAUGUGAGAGAGAGAGAGAGAGAAAGAAGAGAAGAAGAUAAAACUAGCAAAAAAAAAAAAAAAAACAGAGAAGAAAGACAGAGAGAAAUGAGACACACGGACACAGAGAAAGCGAGGCAGAGUGAUUAAUCGACCUUGGACAUGGAGAAGGAGGGGAAGGUUUUUGAGGUCCUGGGAUGGUUUGUUUGACUUUGUUUCUUCCAUUUUUUUUUCACAGAGAAGCUUGUUAGAUUUUGGCGGGGUUGAAAACUUGAAUGGAUUUUUCGGAGUCCACAAAAGUUGUGUACAAUAGAAUUCAGGCGAUUGAGCCUGAAUUCGUUGGUAAGAUCAUUGGGUAUAUUCUGAUACAAAACCAUGGUGAACGAGAAAUGAUCCGGCUGGCCUUUAGCCCUGAUAAUUUGAUCUAUGCUAUGAUAUGCAAAGCCAAAUCUGAUCUGGGGCUAAACAAAAUACCAGUUCUAAAUCUAAUUUCGCCUUCUCAGGUGAACCCGUCACCUGUUUCAGAUGUUCCGCAGCAAUUCAUUCCUAACUCCACAGUUUCAUCACACCCAAUUUUCUCUCCAGUAAAGGUUAGGACUGCAGGUUCUUUCCGGGAUGCUCAACUGACUGGUGACCUGCAACAGACACACAACUUGGAUUUUGCUCCACCAGGGUACUCAGAAAUGGUUCCUGAAGAUUAUCGGAUUCAAAACCAAAUGCAGUUCCUUGCUUUGGAUGAUCCGAUAGAGUUUGUUAAUUCUGACUUUUCUAGCAGUUACAUCUACCCAGAACCUGCAUUAAGUCCUAGGACCAGCAGAAGGUCUCCAAGCUUGCCUGAAUUUCCUGUUAAGAUUUGCCAUUACUUCAUUAAGGGGUUCUGCAAACAUGGAAACAACUGUAGGUAUUUCCAUGGCCAUCCCAUGCCAGAAAGCUUUUCUCAGAUUUUCAGUUCAAAUUUGAAUGAGAUUGCAAACGAAGAAUUUGUUGUCUCACCUGGCUCUUUUGAAAAGCUUGAAUUGGAGCUCACCGAGCUUUUGAAAUCAAGAAGAGGGGUGCCAGUUUCGAUUGCCUCUUUACCAAUGAUGUAUUAUGAGAUGUAUGGGAGGACGCUGCAGGCGGAAGGGUAUCUUACGGAGAGCCAGAGACAUGGUAAGGCAGGUUAUAGUCUAACAAAGCUCCUAGCUCGAUUGAAGAACAGCAUUCGUCUCAUUGACAGUUUUAUUGUUUGGGACAGGCCUCAUGGGCAGCAUUCAGUGAUUUUGGCAGAAGACUUCCCAAAAUACUUGGAGUAUGCUGGUGAGAGAAACGAUCCUGGUGGAAUCGUUGCUGGUUCUAGACAGAUCUAUCUUACCUUUCCAGCUGAGAGUACCUUUACAGAGCAAGAUGUUUCUAACUAUUUUAGCAACUUUGGGCCUGUUCAAGAUGUUAGGAUUCCAUGCCAACAGAAGAGGAUGUUUGGAUUUGUGACUUUUGUUUUUGCAGAGACUGUUAAGAAAAUAUUAGCAAAGGGGAAUCCUCAUCAUAUCUGCGGGGCUCGUGUUCUUGUGAAACCCUACAGGGAAAAAUCAAGGCUUAUUGACAGCAGGAAGUACAGCGAGAAAAUGCAGCACCCUAUCUAUCACAGCCAUCACUUUAUGGAUGGAGAUUCCGAGCUUCACUCAGCGCUGAGAGUUUGUGAUAAUUCAAAAUCACUCAGGAAGCAGUUCAUGGAGGAACAUGAGCAGGAAAUUGAACUUGAGAGAAGGCGUCUCUCAGAGUUUCAUUUUUCACCUAAACCCUUGAAUCGUCACUCUUUUCUCGGCCACUCUAUGGAUGAGUUGAAGCUCUCAGGAGAACAAGCAGAGUUUUCGUCCGCGGAGCAUUUCAAUUACUGGUUUGAUGUUUUGAAUAAUGGUUCCACAAGUGAGGAAAAGCAUAGGCAUACAAGGACCAGUUGCAGUGACCAGGAUAGCAACCAAGGAGUUAAUCUUCCUGAGAGCCCGUUUGCAUCUGCAAUAGGGAGUGGCAUUUCGACAGUUAUAUAGAGGAAGAAGACACAAGAAUUAUAGAGUUAAGAGGACUGAAUUCCAAGACCAUUUUCGAGGGUUUCAGACAACAUGAAUUUAUUUUCUUAGAAAAAAUUACCUGAACGUGAGCGUCAUCGGUCAGAUACCAGCUGAAGGAGAGAUAAACCAGGAUUUCUCCAUGUUACUCGGUGGAGAUUGCAAAGAUGACAGAUACAUAAAGUUCAUAUGUGACAGGCUCCUGAACCUUUUUCUUUUUCUUUUUCUUCUUUUCUUUUUUAAUUAAUGUAAUCACAGAAAGCAAGCUACAGAGCUUAGAAGAAAAACGUAAUAUAGUCUUUGUCCAGUGUCCCAUAAUUCUUUUCUUAGCUCAUUUUCGUUAA